AUGGGCAUCCAGUCGACACAACAAGCUAAGAGAAGUUAUGCUGGAUUAAAAAAAGUGAUAGAAGUAGCAAGUGGGUUGGAACAGGGUUUUUUAUAUAUUGAUCGUGCUUUCUGCCAACACAAAUUAAAAAUAAAUGGUGCCUUAGGAUUAAACAUUGUUUUUGCAGAUCUAUUUAUACUUAACAACAAGAGAUUUGAACAACUGCUUGAAAAAAUUUCUAGUAAAGCCUUAUACAAACUCAAGGAUAAAUAUAAAAACUUAAGUGAUUGUAGGUCCAAAACUACAUUGUUAGAUAAAAUUGAAACUUUGGUUGCUAAGGAAGAUGUAAUUCCAAAGGCACUAUUAUGUAUCAAAUCUAAAAGACAAAUAUCUACUAAACAUGGCCUUUUUCUAAGUGAGUAUCAAGAUAAA
Messenger RNA from Racocetra persica, 411 nucleotides. Lineage: Eukaryota; Fungi; Glomeromycota; Glomeromycetes; Diversisporales; Gigasporaceae. The record is from the annotation of a GenBank genome assembly.